Macadamia integrifolia is the source of this 1242-nucleotide messenger RNA. RefSeq names its product G-type lectin S-receptor-like serine/threonine-protein kinase LECRK3. The record is from RefSeq and is a predicted model, not a curated record. Gene Ontology annotation, biological process: recognition of pollen. The coding region runs from base 1 to 1242 and encodes 413 amino acids. NCBI's taxonomy places the organism in Eukaryota, Viridiplantae, Streptophyta, Magnoliopsida, Proteales, Proteaceae. The transcript has a single exon.
AUGGCGUCCUAUACCUUUGUGUUUCUACUACUCUCUGCACUUUACAUUUCUGCAGUAGUAGCAGCUCAACAAAGAUCAUCCAACAUUGGUUUAGGAUCUUCUCUCUCCCCUUCCUCAACCAAUUCAUCAUCAUCAUGGCUAUCUCCUUCUGGUACAUUUGCCUUCGGAUUUUAUCCAAAAGGAAAUGGGUUUGCCAUUGGAAUUUGGUUUGCCCAAAUAACUCAACACACAGUCGUAUGGACGUCAAACAGAGACGAUCCACCUUUGUCUAGAAAUGCCACAUUGCUCCUUACCAGUGAUGGAAGGUUGAUCCUGCAAGACACACCACAAGGCAAAGAAAAAUCUAUUGCAGAUGAUUCCCAAUCUGCCUCUUGGGCUUCCAUGCUUGACACUGGCAAUUUCGUUCUAUAUAAUUCAACUGGAAAGAUCAUUUGGCAAAGUUUUGAUUCCCCUACUGAUACCCUUCUUCCAGGUCAACGUCUAGUCUCAGGGAAGGAGUUGUUCUCUAGUGUAUCAGAAACCGAUCACUCCACUGGAAUAUUUAUGCUCAGCAUGCAAUCAGACGGCAACCUUGUUCAAUACCCAAAUGAAAAUCCACAAACAAAUUCAAAAGCAUAUUGGGCAUCAGGUACGUAUGGUCAAAGUGACAAUGUGACAUUAAAUCUUGAUGAUGAUGGUCACCUGUAUUUGCUUAAUAAUACUGGUUUCACUAUAUAUAAUCUAUUCGCCGGUAAACCUACCAACCGGACGGUUUUUUACCGCGUGGCUAUCGAUGUUGAUGGGAUCAUUAGAGUCUAUUCCAUUAUUAUGAAUCAGAAGAAUAAGCUUUGGUCGAUCAACUGGGAAUCCCCGAUCAAUAAGUGUGAACCCAAGGGAAUUUGUGGGUUUAAUGCUUAUUGUACUCUCCUGAAUCAGACAGCCAUAUGCAACUGUAUUCCUGGUUUCAGCUUCAAAGAUGAGAGUCUCCAUAGUUUGGGUUGCGAGCUAAAGAUAAACAAUGAGGGCUAUAGAAACAAUACAAUGUCUAUGUUGGAGAACACUGUAUGGGAAGAAGAUCUUUAUUAUGCAAUUUUAUCAUCCAAGACUGAAAGAGAUUGCAAAGAGGCUUGUUUGGCAGAUAAGUAUUGUGAAGCUACGUCGUUUCAAGACCAAAAGUGCAGAAAACUGUCUUUCCCAUUGAGAUAUGGAAGAAGAACACUGGACAGACCCACCACCCCAAUUUUUGUUAAAGUUAGCAUGUAG